This is a messenger RNA of Patiria miniata (bat star), 1909 nucleotides long. It is a transcript of the gene etf1, whose product is annotated as eukaryotic peptide chain release factor subunit 1. The transcript has 10 exons. The coding region runs from base 383 to 1693 and encodes 436 amino acids. Gene Ontology annotation, molecular function: sequence-specific mRNA binding; translation release factor activity, codon specific. Gene Ontology annotation, biological process: cytoplasmic translational termination. Lineage: Eukaryota; Metazoa; Echinodermata; Asteroidea; Valvatida; Asterinidae. Gene Ontology annotation, cellular component: cytosol; translation release factor complex. The record is from RefSeq and is a predicted model, not a curated record.
UACACAGUACACGCUUUCGUCACAUGGUGAAAUACGGAAUUUCACUCACUGCCGAAAUGUGAACUUUUUUAAUAUUAAAUUGAUCGAAAUUUGUGCUGGGCCUUCACAUCGCAAGCAAAAAUAGUCUGCUUACAGGACCCAGUGGGUUUUAGAACUGUUUACCCCGCCAGUUGUCUGUGUUUUCUAGCUUAAGUUUAAGUGGUUCACAAAUUGUCUUCCUCGAGUGGCGCGACCACGUACCACGCGAUUGGUAGUAAUUGACACGACUAGCCGGUGAAAUUCCGCCGCAUUGACUGGUUUUCAAUCACAAAAAAAAUAAGAUUUUUGUGGACAGAGGCAACACUUCCUCCACCGUGGUAGACGGUUGGGGGAUCCCAGCACCAUGUCUUCAAACGACGAGUCCGCAGCAGACCGAAAUGUGGAGAUUUGGAAGAUCAAAAAAUUGAUCAAGAGUUUGCAGGCGGCUCGUGGAAAUGGAACCAGUAUGAUCUCCCUCAUCAUCCCGCCCAAGGAUCAGAUCUCCAGAGUGGCCAAGAUGUUGGCUGAUGAAUUUGGCACCGCCUCAAACAUCAAGAGCAGAGUCAACAGACUGUCAGUGCUGUCGGCGAUCACGUCGGUACAGCAGCGUCUCAAGCUGUACUCCAAGGUUCCGCCCAACGGUCUGGUGAUCUACUGCGGCACCAUCGUCACCGACGACGGCAAAGAGAAGAAAGUCAACAUUGACUUUGAGCCCUUCCGGCCGAUCAACACGUCGCUGUAUCUGUGCGACAACAAAUUCCACACCGAGGCCCUAACUGCCCUUUUGGCGGACGACAACAAGUUUGGCUUCAUCGUCAUGGAUGGCAACGGCGCCCUCUUUGGCACCCUGUCAGGAAACACGCGAGAGGUGCUGCACAAGUUCUCGGUCGACUUGCCCAAGAAACACGGUCGUGGUGGUCAGUCGGCGUUGCGUUUCGCCCGUCUGCGCAUGGAGAAGAGACACAACUAUGUUCGCAAAGUGGCGGAGGUUGCCGUGACGCUGUACAUCACUAACGACAAGCCCAACAUCGCCGGGCUGAUCCUCGCCGGCUCCGCCGAUUUUAAGACGGAGCUGAGUCAGUCGGACAUGUUUGAUCCUAGACUGCAAACCAAAAUACUGAAGCUGGUUGAUGUCUCCUAUGGAGGCGAGAACGGCUUCAACCAGGCCAUUGAGCUGUCCUCUGAGGUGCUUGGCAACGUCAAGUUUAUUCAGGAAAAGAAGCUCAUCGGCAAAUAUUUUGACGAAAUAUCACAAGACACGGGCAAGUAUUGCUUUGGCGUGGUGGACACGCUGAAGGCCCUGGAGAUGGGAUCCGUGGAGAUCCUGAUAGUUUGGGAGAACCUGGACAUCCAGCGAUUCCUCCUCAAGAACCACUCCGCCGACGAGGAGAAGGUUCUCCACCUCAACCCAGAACAGGAGCGGGACAGGACAUACUUUAUGGACAAAGAUACCGGUGUGGAGCUAGAAUUGAUGGAAUCCCAGCCACUUCUGGAGUGGCUGGCCAACAAUUACAAGACCUUCGGAUCGACACUUGAAAUAAUCACGGACCGGUCACAAGAGGGCUCACAGUUCUGCAAGGGCUUCGGAGGGAUCGGCGGCAUCCUGCGCUACCGGGUGGACUUCCAAGAGAUGGAACCGGAACUAGAUGAGUUUGGUGAUUUUGACGACUACUAAACAUUAACCGGAUAAGCUCUUGUCUUGGUGAUCGGAUCACGAGACGUGCGGGAUAAGCUGGGGAUUAAAAAGUCAUAUAUGUAAAUCUGCACAGAAGGGUUGAGUGGAUUUAAACGAGUGAUUAGGUUUUAGUGGAAUGAUCCUAUGAGUGCAAAUAAUAGUGGUCCCUGUCUUACAUAUGAAAUUACGGCCGUGUAAAGUUAUUGACGGCAGUUU